This is a messenger RNA of Juglans microcarpa x Juglans regia, 2362 nucleotides long. Its product is annotated as zinc finger CCCH domain-containing protein 22-like. The record is from RefSeq and is a predicted model, not a curated record. Gene Ontology annotation, molecular function: RNA binding; metal ion binding. The transcript has 9 exons. The coding region runs from base 142 to 1908 and encodes 588 amino acids. Lineage: Eukaryota; Viridiplantae; Streptophyta; Magnoliopsida; Fagales; Juglandaceae.
CAAUCCAUGCCACCACCAUUAUAUUACUAAGAUAUUCAUCCACCCAUUAUUGUUCUCUUUGACAAAAGUCCACACUAAAUUCAUUCUUCCUACUGUUUCUCCAGCUCCAAGUAGUUUUUAGGGAGUUGAGUGUUUUCUGCCAUGGAUACAUCUGAAGCAACUAAGGUGGUUUUCUCAAGGAUCCAAACUUUGGACCCAGCAAAUGCCUCAAAGAUCAUGGGGUACCUUUUCUUGCAAGAUCAUGGUGAGAAGGAGAUGAUACGCUUAGCCUUUGGACCAGACACCAAUCUUCAUAAUCUCAUCCUCAAAGCCAAAACCCACUUGGGACUCCCCUCAAACCCUACCUCUUCACCCUCCUCUCCUUCGCCCUUCAACCCAAUCUCAAGGUCAAGAAACACAUCGAAUAACUUUGACAUCCCAAACCCAUCUUCCUCUUCAGCAAACCCUUGGCAUCGCACUGGCUUUUGCACUCCUCUCUCUUACGCCAGUGUUGUUAAAGAAACCAGUGAUAUUGGUACUCCCGGCUCAUUUUUAUCUUCUGCAUUGCCGUAUAGUUCUACUGACCUCAUUGAUGAUUACCAGCUUCAAGACCAUCUUGCUUUCGUCAACGAUUCCAAGAUCGAUGAUUUGCUCGAUCGGCGGCUAGGGGUAACCGGGAGUCCAAGCGCUAAUGCUGAACCCUUGUUGCACGCGCGAAGCUACUUGUCUUCAGGCGUGUCUUCUGGGUCCGAAGAUGCAAGCUCUGGGCUUGGAUGGAAGCCAUGCUUGUAUUUCGCCAGAGGGUGUUGUAAAAAUGGCAGCAGUUGCCGGUUUCUCCAUACUGAUUCCUUGGAUGCUACUGCUAUUGUUGGUUCUCCGAGCAAAUUCAAUGAGUUAGAACAAGAGUUCCUCAUCAGAUCAAAAGCCGUUCACCAACAAAAGCGGGCCACGGCUUCGCAGUUCAUGGCUGGAGCUUCUUUCCCUUACAAUAAGUGCCUGAGUUUUCUAUUGCAGCAACAAAAUGAUGUCCAGAGAUCGGCCGCAGCAUCAGCAUUUAUGGAGGAUGAGCUUCACCAGUUUGGGCGCUACCGGCCUGAAAAGAAUGAUUUUUCGUCCAUGGGACUGGGAGGAAUGGCGCAUCCUGGCUCGAGACAGAUUUACUUGACAUUCCCAGCUGAUAGUGCUUUCAGAGAGGAAGAUGUUUCCAACUACUUCAACAUUUAUGGACCUGUGCAAGAUGUGAGGAUUCCAUACCAACAGAAGCGAAUGUUUGGAUUUGUUACAUUUGUCUAUGCGGAGACGGUGAAGAUCAUUUUGGCGAAAGGGAAUCCUCAUUUUGUUUGUGAUUCCCGUGUUCUUGUUAAGCCUUAUAAGGAGAAGGGAAAGAUACCGGACAAGAAGCAGCAGCAACAUUUGGAGAGGGGAGAGUAUCCAUUGUGCUCAACUCCAUCAGGGCUUGAUUCUAGAGAGCCUAUUGAUCUUCACUUUGAACCAGGAGCAAGAACGUUUUAUGAUACCCAAGAGAUGUUGAGAAGGAAACUUGAGGAACAGGCUGAGUUGCAGCAAGCCUUUGAACUACAAGGAAGAAGACUCAUGAAUCUGCAACUUGAAGACUUGAAGAGUCAUCGCUAUUAUACUCAUCAAAAUUUAUCUGUUGGGUCCACCAUUCCCUCACCAACUCUCAGUCCCAACAAUCAAAUCCCCAUUCUUCCACCUGAUGGCAUUAAUCAAAAAGUCCCUACAGAGAAAGGUGACAACCCGGGUAUAGCCACUUCCCAAACUAGUUCUGCUGCGGGUGCUGAUCCGGAGUUGCAACAGGAAGUGAAUCUGACUUGCAGUCGUGGCACUGUUGAUAGCAUGGACGAGGAGGAUAGAUCACAUCCUAAAGAAAGCGACCUUCCUGAAAGCUUAGAGCACUCUUCCCCCUGAACAUGGCUUCUCUGAAAAAUGUUUACUCCAAAUGUCCAGGUAUCCUUCUGGGCAUGGAAUGUAGUUGACAUCAUGAACAUGGCCAGCAAGGUUUUGAUUAUGCUAGAAAGGUUUAGAAGCACAAAUGAAAGAAGAAAAAUCCUCUAACCGCUUACAGCCAGCAAUCAUACCUACCAUCAAAGAAAUUUGUAGACAAGAUCUCAGGAUAUCUAUCACCAUCAUCAACAACAAUAUUAGAGAUACUACUUAGAAUGAAUAUAUAUGUAUAAACCCAUACGUAAAAAGGACAGAUGCACUGAUUUAUGGGAGUGGGGUCUCUAUCUUUCCUUGCUUUAUGCCCUGUCUCUACAGGUGUGUGUGCUGUACCACUCAGCAUUAAUGGAAGAAAGGCUAGCUUGUAACAUGCAAGCAUGGAUGAUCCUGCAAGUAUUGCUAUUAUAUUGCUAUUUCUACA